Musca domestica (house fly) is the source of this 917-nucleotide messenger RNA. It is a transcript of the gene IFT43, whose product is annotated as intraflagellar transport protein 43 homolog. NCBI's taxonomy places the organism in Eukaryota, Metazoa, Arthropoda, Insecta, Diptera, Muscidae. The record is from RefSeq and is a predicted model, not a curated record. The transcript is spliced from 5 exons. Gene Ontology annotation, biological process: intraciliary retrograde transport. Bases 123 to 896 code for a protein of 257 amino acids. Gene Ontology annotation, cellular component: intraciliary transport particle A; cilium.
UAGUAUAGACAUGGCUUAUUUCUGUAGCUGCAGCUUAAACCUUGUUUGUCCAUGAAAACAGUACACAUAACUUUAACUUUUCUUAGAGAUCAAUAAAAUCCCUAACAUAAUUCCAUAACAAAAUGGAUUGGGCUGAAGAAUUGAAAAUGUCCAUAAGGAAGACUACUGCCCGCAAAGGUAGACGUUCCAAGAGCCGAGAUGUGCUCAAAGAUUCGCCACAAACGUCCAGCAGUACAGCUCAGAAUUCAACAAAUCCCGAGUUAUCAAUAGACUUGAAUUUGGAUUUACAAACACAAAGACAAACGAAUACAGCAUCAACUGGUAAUAAUAUAUCGGGUACAUUUUCACCGGACUCUACAACGUCGGGAGGAGCCACAGGUGCUGGUGUCCUCUCCAGUUUGUUGUCGGGUGACUCAAAGAGACCACCAAUGUUGCGAAGAAUAUCUGGUGGCUGGGCCGAUUCGGCAAGUGGUGGUAAACUCAAAUCUAAGAAGGGUUCUUUUGAAGACGAACGUUUUGGUAUUAAAUCAUCGGAGAAUACAUCACCCAUAGAUGAUAUACCCAUAAUUCCGGAUUUAGAUGACAUAAAAGAUGAAAUGAUAAUGCAUGAAAUAGCCCAGCCAGAAUCAUUUGCCGUUGAUCGUGUGGUCACUUUAAAAGAACUUAACUCCGAUUUAUUGGCUCAAACAGCUUUCUCGGUUAUAGAAGAUGUGGAUUUAUCGAUCUUGACCAAGUGUCUGCAGCCGCAAGAAGUUCUCGAUGAGCCCGAUGAAGUGUGGGAAUGGCAAAAGUUAUUUACCGAUGUUGUGGCAGAAAUACAUUCAGAUAAACCCAUAGAAAAGCCUAAAAAAUUGGAAUUGAAACCCGAUGAAUUGCCGGAAACCAAUUCAGAUUGAAUUUAGUAUUUAAUUUGUUAU